Soboliphyme baturini is the source of this 1239-nucleotide messenger RNA. Lineage: Eukaryota; Metazoa; Nematoda; Enoplea; Dioctophymatida; Soboliphymatidae. The record is from the annotation of a GenBank genome assembly.
AUGGUUGAUCCUGACUUCAAAGCUCAUCUGAACUCGAUAAGGCAAAAAGUGGAAGAUAUUUUCGAAUUUGAAGGAUGCAAGGUCGGCCGAGGAACCUACGGGCACGUGUACAAAGCCAGGCGGAAAAAUACUGAGCAGGGUGAUCAAAAUGUAUACGCGUUGAAGAUGAUCGAAGGCACAGGCAUCAGCAUGUCGGCAUGUCGGGAAAUCGCCCUUCUGCGUGAGCUGAAGCAUCCUAAUCUCAUCUCGUUGCAGGGUGUGUUUCUGUCACAUAGCGACAGGAAAGUAUGGUUGCUAUUCGAAUACGCCGAACACGACCUAUGGCAUAUCAUUAAGUUCCACCGAGCUGCGAAGGCCAGCAAAAGACCGGUGCUUGUUCCGAAGGGCAUGGUGAAAAGCUUGUUGUAUCAAAUACUGGAUGGAAUACACUACUUACAUAUGAACUGGGUUCUUCACCGCGACCUGAAGCCAGCGAACAUUUUGGUCAUGGGAGACGGGCCGGAACGUGGCCGCGUAAAAAUAGGUGAUAUGGGCUUUGCUCGUCUUUUUAACAAUCCGCUGAAGCCGCUGGCUGAUCUCGAUCCCGUCGUGGUAACGUUUUGGUACCGCGCCCCUGAACUACUGCUUGGGGCCAGGCAUUACACGAAGGCAAUCGACAUAUGGGCCGUCGGCUGCAUAUUUGCCGAGCUAUUGACAUCCGAGCCAAUAUUCCACUGUCGCCAGGAAGAUAUCAAAGCGAGCAACCCGUAUCAUCAAGACCAACUCGACCGCAUCUUCAACGUCAUGGGAUUUCCGUCUGACAAAGGUUGGGAGGACAUUCGUCGAAUGCCAGAGCAUCAGAAGCUGUUGACGGAUUUCAAGCGAACAAACUAUGCCAACUGCAGUCUUCAGAAAUACAUGGAAAAACACAAGAUCAAAUCAGACUGUCGCGCUUUUCUGCUGCUACAGAAACUGCUUACGAUGGACCCGGUGAAGCGUAUAUCCGCUUACGAAGCGAUAGAGGAUCCGUACUUCAAGGAAGAUCCUAAGCCUACUGCAGACGUGUUUAUUGGCUGCCCAAUACCGUAUCCGAAGCGGGAAUUCUUGACCGAUGACGAUAACGAUGAUAAGCUAGAUAUGUCAAAACAGAACACCCAGACAACGCUGGUGAGUGUACCUCUUCGUUGCACGAAUCUGCAUCAUGAAUAUUUCAGAUUAAAUAGCUCAUAUUGUUAUGCUACAAGCUAUCGACGUUUAUAA